GGGACUGCGGACGGGACUCCUGUGGGCUCCUUCGAGGAGAGCAAGGAGCUGGUGGACUUCAAGAUGAUCUUCAACAAGCAGAAGCACGACAUCUGUUUCCCCCUCGACGAAACCAUCCUCGAGCUCAAGAAGCACUUCGAAGCCCUCGUCGGUGUUCCUGCCUCCAUGCAGAAAGUUAUGUUUAAAGGUCUGUGCAAAGACGAGAGGACCCUGAGGGACAUCGGGUUCACGAAGGGCGUUAAGGUCAUGGUUGUGGGUUCAACCCUCAACGACGUCUUGGCCGUCAACACUCCCACCGAACAGGAUUCGAAAGAGGAGAAGGCAGCUGCGUCUACGAAAGAACCUCUCUGUAAACAGAAGAUGCAUAAAAAAAUUUUAGACAGGGGUGUUCCGGAGGAUGCAUUACCAGGAAUAAAAAAUGCUAAAGACUCCUUACCUCCGUAUCCCCUCUCGGGGAUGGUCAACAAAUCGGGCGGGAAAGUGAGGCUGACGUUCAAGUUGGAGCUCGAUCAAGUUUGGAUAGGAACGAAAGAACGGACAGACAAAAUUCCCAUGAACUCCAUCAAAACCAUCGUCAGCGAGUCCAUCGAAGGUCAUGAAGAAUAUCACAUAAUGGGCAUCCAACUGGGUACGACGGAAGCCUCGAGAUACUGGCUGUACUGGGUUCCUGCACAGUACGUAGACGCAAUCAAAGACGCAAUCCUGGGCAAAUGGCAGUAUUUUUGACACGCCGAAAGUGUUAAGACAAUUUUUACUCAAACGAACUUUUUACACUGUGAAAAUAGCGUUACUCUGUGUUUUUUGUACAAAAUCGUAUAUACAAUUUCCGUGAAAGUUGUUGAA
Molecule: messenger RNA, 843 nt
Organism: Uloborus diversus
Lineage: Eukaryota; Metazoa; Arthropoda; Arachnida; Araneae; Uloboridae
Product: ubiquitin domain-containing protein UBFD1-like
Molecular function (GO): cadherin binding; RNA binding
Source: RefSeq, a predicted model, not a curated record